AUGGCUAAUCAUGGCGGAGCAACGAUUCGCGAUCCUCAGAAGCUACAACCUUUGCGUAAGGUCGUCACGUAUUUGUUGGUGCGGUAUCAGGAUGGAGGACCUUCGGUUACAGGACACGAGGAACGCUACGGAAGUUCUUACCAGGCGGAUCAGUGUCGGUACUGGUCGGUGACGGAUAUCAGCUAUGUACAGAAUCGUACCCCAAAACGUAUUAUGAUCAUGUUGACGGUGAUAUGGAUGACGUCAUUGUUAAUCAGUUUGGCACCGUUUGCUGGCUGGAAAGACGACGGUUUUAAAGAUCGUGUCCUACGUCAACAUGUCUGCCUUAUCAGUCAACAGAUUAGCUAUCAGGUACGGUAA
Cooperia oncophora is the source of this 360-nucleotide messenger RNA. The record is from the annotation of a GenBank genome assembly. Lineage: Eukaryota; Metazoa; Nematoda; Chromadorea; Rhabditida; Trichostrongylidae.